GUCUGAUUUUGUGUUUUCCCAACUCCCUACCCCCUCAUGGCUUCCCUGUUUCUCUAUGCAUCCUUAAACCCCAAACUCCCAAGGGCCAAAACUAUUCCAGCAAGAGACACCGUCAUUGAUUUUGGCAAAUACAGAGGCAAGAUGCUGGGCAGCCUCCCAUCCAACUACCUCAAAUGGGUCUCCACCAACCUUCGUGCCAGCCAUUACCUCCACUGGGCAAAUCUGGCUCAAGAGGUGCUUCAAGACCCAGUUUACAGGGACAGGAUGGAGUGGGAAUUUGCUCAGAAUGUUUUGCAGGGAAACAACACCUCUUUCCCCAGAAAUCAAAAUGCAGUUUCCUUGUUGUCGGAGAUAAAUGAGAGAUUCAGUUGGGAUAUGGAAGAUAAAGUUGGUUGGGGCAAGGUCGACUUUGAGCUGUUGGGGACAAGCAAAGGUGGUAGAAUACCAAGAACUGGCAAUAACAGUGGUGGAAGAAGAGGGAAGGCAGAGUUGAGAAGAGAAAGAGCUGGUGGAGUGAGUGGGGAAAAAGCCGGUGGAAGGAGCGGGGAGAGGAGGAGAGAGAGGAGAGAGCGAGGGAGGUUGAAGAGACAAGACAAGGUGUCAAAGAUUGAUCCAGUUGCAGAGGCAGAGCAGAAUAGGGGAGAUGGAGAUGGAGGGCAAAGCCAAGAUGUUUACAGCCCAUUUCCUGGACGUGAAGCUCUCCUCAACAAGGUGUUGAACCGUAAAAGACUUCUGUAAUUGUUUUGGAUUGAAGACCAUUGCCUAUUUGGAGAUAAUAAUAGUGUAAAUUUCGUUUGCAUUUUGAUUAUCCAUCUGCUCUUCAUUGAUGCUAAUAGACCUUAACAGAUCACGAUGUAGCCAAUUUACAACACUUAAUCAGUAGAUGUAGCUGCCACACUUUGUUUCUUAAGUUCAUGGAACAUAACAGCAACAGGGCUCUCUGUAACGCCGAAAGCCAUAGGGGUUGCUCACCAAUAUUUCUAAACACAAGUCUGUUUCCGAGUCCAGCAAAUGCAGCUCCUACUGAUCUUACUGCUUGAAUCUUCGAUGCUGCAGUUAGUUGUUUCUUGUUUCCAACUCUACAGAAUUUGGCCAAAACACCUCUUUUAGAACUUCCCAACACAUGCAUGUGGAGAAACUGUAUCAAGCAAAAAAAGGCCUAUGCAUCACGCAUUUGUGUCAUUUGCUUCAUCUGUUGUUUCUUAAAGGUGCCAACCUUGUUUUCACUUCCCAUAGUGAAAGGCUCUCUUAUCUCCAAUUUGGAUAUGAUAUCAUCCAAUUUAUAUUAGCUUUUAUAACUGUUGAAUAUAAUUAACACAGAUCC
This is a messenger RNA of Rubroshorea leprosula, 1324 nucleotides long. The record is from the annotation of a GenBank genome assembly. NCBI's taxonomy places the organism in Eukaryota, Viridiplantae, Streptophyta, Magnoliopsida, Malvales, Dipterocarpaceae.